Messenger RNA from Phoenix dactylifera (date palm), 1250 nucleotides. Its product is annotated as calcineurin B-like protein 3. The record is from RefSeq and is a predicted model, not a curated record. NCBI's taxonomy places the organism in Eukaryota, Viridiplantae, Streptophyta, Magnoliopsida, Arecales, Arecaceae. Gene Ontology annotation, biological process: calcium-mediated signaling. Gene Ontology annotation, molecular function: kinase binding; calcium ion binding.
AAUACUCAAAAUAGAAAACACGCAAAAAUAAACAAAACCCGAAAAAAAAACAUAAAUAGGUAAAGAAGUUUGCUUCGGGGCGAUUCGAAGGCAUAGAUGGAGAAUCUCGGCUCCUCCUUUGUCCCAAGGAUCCUUCUCUCCUACUGUGUAAUCUAGGGUUCGAUUGAAUAUUCGGCGUAGAAUCCCCAAAGUUUGUUUGAUCUCUGGAGCUUAUAGAUUGAUGAGUUUGUAGAGAAAGAGGUCGGAAUAGCUUUUGACGGAUUCGGAAGGAAAUUGAGGAGGGUAUGCAACAGAUAGAGUUCUGGGCUGCACUUUACAUUCUAUGAUCCUUUGCAUUUGGGCUUGGGUUGGAAGAAGACAUAAAUGGUUCAAAGGUAUGGAGUGUGUUGAUGAGCAAGGAAUAUCAUGUUGCAGUGCCUAGAGGCGUUCAAGCAUUUAUUUGCUUUACUGUUAAAGUGCUGUGAUAUUGAUUUGUACAAGCAGACAAAAGGACUUCAGGAUCCUGAACGUUUAGCCAGGGAAACAGUGUUCAGUGUAAGUGAAAUAGAAGCAUUAUACGAGCUUUUUAAAAAGAUCAGUAGUGCUGUGAUUGAUGACGGGCUGAUCAACAAGGAGGAAUUCCAAUUGGCUUUAUUCAAGACUAACAAGAAGGAGAGCUUAUUUGCUGACCGGGUAUUUGACUUGUUUGACACAAAUCACAAUGGAAUUCUAGGAUUUGAAGAGUUUGCACGUGCUCUCUCGGUCUUCCAUCCAAAUGCUCCAAUUGAUGAUAAAAUUGAAUUUUCUUUCAAGCUGUAUGAUCUCAAGCAGCAAGGUUUUAUUGAAAGGCAAGAGGUAAAGCAAAUGGUAGUGGCUACACUUUCCGAGUCUGGCAUGAAUCUGUCAGAUGAUGUCAUAGAAAGUAUCAUUGAUAAGACAUUUGAGGAAGCUGAUACAAAGCAAGAUGGAAAGAUUGACAAGGAAGAGUGGCGCAGUCUUGUCCUGCGACAUCCCUCUCUCUUGAAGAAUAUGACCCUCCAAUACCUCAAGGACAUCACAACUACAUUCCCGAGCUUUGUGUUUCACUCUCAAGUCAACGAUACAUGAGCUGCUUGAUUUAGCUUAGCUCCAAUUUGGAGUCCGUUGUAAUGUUUUGUACAAAAUUACUGGAUUUCGAUGGUGUGUUCAUUGUAAAAUACUCAGGAGAAUAUAUUAUUUGUUGGUAUUGUUGGUUUCAAAUAUUAAUGUCGGCAUCAAGUUUCUUUGUUCAA